GAGGGGGACAGUGAAGGGGAACCAGCAAUACAGACUGCGCGGUCGAGUUUAGGGGCAGCUGGCGGGAGGAUUCGGCAACUCCCUGAACUUGAGGCACCGCGGAGUGUGGGCGCAGGGAAGAGCGAUUCAAACCUCGCGGACUGUGCAGUGGGUCGGCCGCCAGACAGCCAUUAGAAGCGGUGGGCAUAGCGAGUGACUGCACUGCGCCAUGGCACUGUCCUUCCGGAAAGACUUGGGGGAGUACAAGGACCUGGACGAGGAUGAGCUCCUUGGCAAGCUGUCGGAAUCAGAGCUGAAGCAGUUGGAGACUGUCCUGGAGGAUCUGGACCCCGAGAAUGCCCUUCUGCCUGCAGGGUUCCGGCAGAAGAACCAGACAUCAAAGUCUGCCACAGGCCCCUUUGAUAGGGAACGGCUCCUCUCAUACCUAGAGAAGGAAGCGUUGGAACAUAAAGACCGGGAAGACUAUGUGCCCUACACUGGAGAGAAGAAAGGGAAAAUUUUUAUCCCCAAACAGAAGCCAGUGCAGACUUUCACAGAAGAAACUAUAUCCCUUGAUCCAGAGUUAGAAGAAGCUUUGACAAGUGCAUCAGACACAGAACUGUGUGACCUUGCAGCUAUUCUUGGGAUGCACAGUCUGAUGGCAGACACACAGCACUGCGACAUGCUGGGAGGUAGCAACGGUGUCACGCAGGAACAGCUCCCGAAUGUGGUCAAAGGGGAAAAGAUUCUUCCAGUGUUUGAUGAGCCACCAAAUCCAACCAACGUUGAAGAGAGUUUAAAGAGAAUUCGGGAAAAUGAUGCCCGUCUUGUUGAAGUUAAUUUGAAUAAUAUAAAAAAUAUCCCAAUUCCAACUCUAAAAGAUUUUGCGAAGAGUUUGGAAGGCAACACACAUGUGAAACAUUUCAGUCUCGCAGCCACCAGGAGCAAUGACCCCGUGGCCGUUGCUUUUGCAGAUAUGCUGAAAGUGAACAAAACUUUGAAGAGCUUAAAUAUGGAGUCUAACUUCAUCACAGGCACUGGGGUUUUAGCACUGAUUGAUGCUUUGAGAGAUAAUGAGACCCUGACAGAGCUCAAGAUUGACAAUCAGAGACAGCAGUUGGGCACCUCUGUAGAAUUAGAAAUGGCCAAGAUGCUUGAGGAAAAUAUGAAUAUCCUUAAAUUUGGAUAUCAAUUCACACAGCAGGGACCGCGAACCAGGGCAGCCAAUGCUAUAACAAAGAACAAUGACUUAGUGCGCAAGAGACGAAUCGAAGGAGACCAGCAGUAAGCGUCCGAGGGGUGACCUUUCGAGGACUGCAGAGCACCAAAGGCUCCUGUUUGUGGCAGCAGUUGUAAAAUUUCCUGGGUAGAAGGGAAAGACUGGAACUCUUUUUUUUUUUUUUUUUACCUAUAUGCAUUUUUUUCCUAGCUUAAGGUAUUAUAUUUGAUUUGUAAAAUCAGUAAUAGGUAGUAUUUUGUAUUUGUAGCAUUUCUACUGAAACCAGUUUAAUUUAGCUUAAUUGAAUGGUUUAUGAUGAUUUUUUUUAGGUAAAAAUGCAGUUAUAGAAAGUUUCAGAAGUCGUAUACAUAAGAAUAAUUUGAAAGAACAUCUUGAGGACCAAUCUUUUUUAAAUCAAAAGGGAUGUUGCUAACUCAAUACUAAUGUUGUUCCUUAUACAUUAACGGUAAGGCACAUGGUGGUUUCCUUUUUAAAAAUUUAUGAAUUAGACAAAAAUUUGCAUUUUCCAUAUUAGGGAAAUAAAAUAUCAGAAUUUUGAAAGAUGACUCAGAAUCCAUUAUAUCUACAUAAGCCAAAACAGAACAGCCGUCUGUGUUGCAGGUUUCUGCACACAUCUGAGGGGUCUCAGCUACACAGGGUUCACUGUGUGUGUGUUUCCAGUAGUCCUUAGUUCUGCCCCUCUGCGUACCUUGUUAAAAGUGUAGUUGUAAAAUUUCUCCUUGCUGUGGGCAUUACUUUUUUGUAAAAGCUAAUGGUUGAACAGUAUCAGAGUAGAGAGGUUAUUUUCCCCAUAAAAGGCUCUUGGCCAGUACUCAGUUUUUAAGAGAAAAAAGAAAGGCGCUGUUAGGUGUAGGAGAGAGUUCAAGCCUGACAGACUCGCAAGAUGGCCGUUACACUGGUAAGCAGGGUCAGUCAGAAACCAACAAUGAGCUCACUCCUGCAGUCUCAGCACAUAUUGCCAGAUGUUCAAAGUCAGCCUGAGCUACAUAGGAACCUCCAGGUUAGCCUGGGCUACACAUGUGAGAACCUCUGUCAGGAAAAGAAAAGAACAACCCUGUUGUCUGGUAAGAAGCGCUAGCUAGGUGUGAUUCCACAGGGGCAAUGCAUUCAGCAUUGCCUGAGCGGAGUUGAUUCAGCUCCACAGUGUUCCAGCCAUCACAAAGACCGCUGCUCCUCGGAAACCCAGUCUUAGUAGAUGUUCCCUUCCAUCUUGUACUAGUUAAGUUUAUGUAGUAAAAAAUAAUUUCUAUAACAUAGGUUAUCUUUAUCACCCGAGUGUCAGAGAACUUGAGCCUCGUACAGUGGGUUGGGUGAGGCUGCACACCUAUGCCCUGCUAGAGAUUGUGGCCUUACAUCUGUGCUCUGCCCCACCCAUGUAGCUCCAACAGGAGUAGCAGAGGCACACACAGCACCGACAGUAGAGAGGGAGAGGGCCCAGGGCAGCACGAACAAGUCGGCGGUUCUUAUGCCAUUCCAGGGCCGGUCUGUCGAACAUUAUACAACCGAAGAAAAUACUUCAUAAGUAACAGAAGUGUGAACUCAUCUGAUUGAAUAGAUAUCUUUUAAGAAUUCUAAUGGAGAACAGUGUUUACCUUGAUCUUUAAAAGUCUGGCACCUCUUUUCAGUAACAGUAUUUUUAAAUUCCUCUGAGAUUUUUAUGACAUGGAAAUAAAUUAAGACUUUGCAACAGUUUAAUUUUAAACCAGAGAUUUUUCUAAACUCUCAAGUUUUAUGUCAAGUUAAAUGACUAAGGGAAUAUUGUUCACAUUUUUAAAUUGCCCCUAAAAAAGCCUUAAGUUGCCCAUUUUAUAAAACUGUAUAUUUGUAUUCGUCUCAAAUUAUAAUUUUUAGUAUGUCUACAUGAAAUUGUAUUCAUUAACUUCACCAUUAGUAGCUAAUAUUCAUGCCUUGGAAAUAGAUUUUGGUGCUAUACACUAGUAGCUAAAACCUACUAGAAGUUUAAAGAAUACAUAAAAUACAUUUUUCUUAGGGUGCCUGUCAUUUCAAAGACCAAAUAAACAUUUUGUGUUAAACAUA
Molecule: messenger RNA, 3256 nt
Organism: Apodemus sylvaticus (European woodmouse)
Lineage: Eukaryota; Metazoa; Chordata; Mammalia; Rodentia; Muridae
Gene: Tmod3
Product: tropomodulin 3
Exons: 10
Coding region: 209-1267 (352 amino acids)
Biological process (GO): myofibril assembly; muscle contraction; pointed-end actin filament capping
Cellular component (GO): striated muscle thin filament; myofibril
Molecular function (GO): tropomyosin binding
Source: RefSeq, a predicted model, not a curated record